GUCGACAAAGAGUGAUACUUAUCGAGCGAUGGCCCAGUCGUGCUCAUCGCCUGAGAUCCAGCGUCGCUGUAAUGGUAGCCUUGCGGAGUCAAAUUCUGUGGCUGCAAUGACUUCCAGGGAUCAAGGAUAUCAAAUCGAAUCUGCAGAGCCACGGCUGGGAAUUUCAGUAGCUGAGGUGAUGCAGCGCCUCGUCACAGACGAAGUGCUGCACGCAGUCGAUGCACGACAUAUUCAUCGUCUCCUCGCAAGUAAUGACAAAACCGCGCGAGAUGUGGUGAUGCAACUCGAGCAAGCUGGUACGGUUACUUGUAGAGCCCAAUAUUAA
Molecule: messenger RNA, 325 nt
Organism: Aureococcus anophagefferens
Lineage: Eukaryota; Pelagophyceae; Pelagomonadales; Pelagomonadaceae
Exons: 2
Source: RefSeq, a predicted model, not a curated record